AUGGCCGGCAGAGGCGCUGACCAUGACAGCGCUCUCAAGACGUCUCUACAAGCCGUUCACGCUUCAUCUGCGCCGGCUUCAUCACGGUCGAGGCCUGGGUCAUCUCAGUAUCGUGGCAGGGGCUCGCCGGACCCUCGACAUGUGGCGGUUGCGCUUCACCAUGCCCGUCAGAUCCAGAGCCGCAAAGAGCUGGAGCUCCUGAUACUGUCACAUAUCGAAACGCUGAUGGAACUACCUACGACACCGAAUGCUACGGUCGAUUCGCCCUCUGCUGAAGACCCGUCAGACUACGACAAUUUGAUACAGGAACGGAACAUAGACGGUAGCUGUGGCUAUACCUUGUGUCCCAAGCCACGGAGAAAGGAUAACGCUAAAGGGGGAUACCGGAUCGUUUGGGGGUCAAAGGGCAGCGGCCCCGGUGGCCGUGGCAAGGAGAUGAAGGUGGUGCAGAAGGAGAAGCUUGAGAUGUGGUGUUCUGAAGAGUGUGCCGAGAGAGCGAUGUAUAUCAAGGUCCAGCUCAGCGAGAAACCAGCUUCGGAGAGGAUGGCAAAUGGGAGCAGGAGCUUUGUCUUGCUGGAUGAAGUCAAACGUGCCGAUUCCUCGAGAUCACAUACCGAACAGGCGGUUGACAGCAUGAGAACAGUGGAGGAGAAUUUCCAGGGGCUUACGCUACAGGGAAAUCAAGCCUAUAGCCACGAUCAUCUAUCUCGUGAACUGCAGGAGUUGACGAUGCAAGAUCGAGGGGCUCAGUCGUUAGAUCCUCGUGGCCAGAGCGGUGCUGGAACAGGUUUACUCACACCAACAGUUGUUGAGAGAGAUACCGAUGAUUCAAGAUACCCCAAGGCCCCCGUUUUCCAGCCUGACAGUGCACAAGGAGGCUCUGUGGAGGGUUUUCAUCCCAGACAGGACACACAGUUUAGAAACUGGGCCCCCAACAGAGAUGGUGAUGGAGACGAAGAUAUGGAUGACUUAUUGCCGCAGAUAUAA
Molecule: messenger RNA, 987 nt
Organism: Microsporum canis CBS 113480
Lineage: Eukaryota; Fungi; Ascomycota; Eurotiomycetes; Onygenales; Arthrodermataceae
Product: DUF408 domain-containing protein
Exons: 2
Coding region: 1-987 (328 amino acids)
Cellular component (GO): nucleus; cytoplasm
Molecular function (GO): RNA polymerase II CTD heptapeptide repeat phosphatase activity; RNA polymerase core enzyme binding
Source: RefSeq, a predicted model, not a curated record